Pararge aegeria (speckled wood butterfly) is the source of this 2316-nucleotide messenger RNA. RefSeq names its product dymeclin. The transcript has 17 exons. The record is from RefSeq and is a predicted model, not a curated record. Gene Ontology annotation, biological process: Golgi organization. Gene Ontology annotation, cellular component: Golgi apparatus. Lineage: Eukaryota; Metazoa; Arthropoda; Insecta; Lepidoptera; Nymphalidae. Bases 116 to 2251 code for a protein of 711 amino acids.
CUGACGAUUCUGCAAUCUGCGAUGAUUUCGUGGCUAUAGGAAACAAUUCAAUAAUUUUGUAAUAAAUUGCAAUUUAUGCAUUAAUAUAAAAUAAAUUGUGUCUUUCUGAGUGAGAAUGGGUAUUGCUGUGAGUAAAUACUCUGACAUAUCAAACAACGAGCUCCUGGAAAAGUUCUGUUCGAAUGACAUCAUAUCCCCAAAUGAUCCAUUCUGGAAUCAACUCUUGGCUUUCAAUAUACAAAUUCCAAAUGAUGUCGACGAGCAGUUGAUGUUCGAUACAUGCUCCGAUGCGUUGCUGCAGAAGUUCUUACAGAACAAUCAGCAGACUGGAAAUUUGGGAUCCCUAGUGCAAGUGUUUAUAACCCGAGCGACAGAGUUGCUGUCUGCACCCAACUCUGACAAUGUCAUGCUGGCAUGGCAGUGUUACAACGCCUUGUUCGUAAUACGGGCUGUCACCAAGUACCUUGUGGAGAUGGUGCCGGAAUAUGAACUCUGCCUACACUUAGAUGUUCAAGCUAGGACGGUGAAUUCUCCGGCGCCACAAGACCAGUCGCCGCCAUCUUCGCCGAUUCAAGAAGUCAGCGCAUCAGAUAAUCAAGUGUCUUCCAAACCGAUGUCCGGGGAGAGCCGGGUCGAAAUGCUAGUGGACGCGCUCAUAGGCCUUAUCAUAGAUGUACCGAUCACAGACAACACAUACUACCUACACUUGGAGAGUAUAAACACACUUCUAGUGCUCAUGUCUGUGUAUAUGUUUGCCGGAGUGCACGGACAGACGAGAUUAGUGGAGACUUCUUUGAUAUUCAGAACUCUAUUUCAAGGCCGGUACGGAAUGCACGCGUCUUUGUUAGUGAAGACGCUGCUGACAAAUCUGUCGUGUAUGGUGGCAGCACCGCCGCAAUUUGGGGCUCAGGGCCCCGGCAGUAUGUUGAUCAAUAUAGCAUCAAGCCUCUGGAGUAUGCUAACAUUCAACGCGACCACCCGUCAGACCAUAUACACGAAUCCGCCGUUACACCGACACGAAUUACUCGACAGGCUGAAAAAGGAGCAUCCUGUAGCUAAUCAAUCGUGUCUGUUAUUACUGGCAUUGGCAAAUCAUUGUAUUAGUGAAGAUAAUUUAUAUAGGACUGCGCUUUUGCAAUGUGAUGAUACUGCAGAUAAUUCAGCUACAACCCCCCAUAGAGAUACAAAUGGCAGCGCCUCACAGGUCACACCACCGAGAAUAGACAUGGCAGCCUUACACAAAGCUUUAUGCGCGACGGCGGGGUGCGAGCACUCAACACUGUUAUUGUACCUAAUGCUGCACUCUUGUAAGGCGUACAAGAGGCAUGUCAGCAAUGUGGCCAAUGUCGAACAUUUGAUAGUGCCAAUCCUACAAGUACUUUACAACGCGCCGGACAGUAACUCCCACCACAUCUACAUGUCGCUGAUUGUGCUGCUGAUAUUAACAGAGGACGAUUCGUUAAUCAAGAAUGUGCAUUUAGUUAUGUUAAAAAACAUCCCUUGGUACACAGAGAGGUCGAUAUCAGAGAUAUCGCUGGGCGGCCUUAUGGUGCUCGUAGUCGUCCGGGCGCUGCAGUACAACAUGGCGAGAGUCCGAGACAAAUACUUGCACACCAACUGUCUGGCUGCCAUCGCUAAUAUGAGCUGUGAAUUUAGAAACCUCCACCCUUACGUGGCCCAGAGGUUGAUAUCGUUGUUCGAAACAUUAACUAAAAGAAGAGCUAGGCUUUGUAGUGAGAUUGAAGGAGGUGAUAUAAAUAGUAUAGAGUUACCACACCACGCUGAAGAGAAGACAGAAGAAAUUAUGGAGCACAUAGCGGUGCUGGACGAAGUUCUGCGUAUGCUGCUGGAGAUCAUAAACUCGUGCCUCACCCACCAGCUGGUGAACAACCUGAACCUGGUGUACGCGCUGCUGCACAAAAAGCAGCUGUUCCAGCAGCACGCGCACCACCACAUCGCGCAGAACAUCGAGAUGGUGAUAGGGUACUUCUCAACGCGCCUACAGAGGGUCCAAGAGGGCGCGGGAGGUGACCUCGGAGUGACUGAGGUGCUGCAAUGCAUAAAGAAGGGCGCAGAGCAAUGGUCCAGUGAUAGACUCAAGAAAUUCCCCGAUUUAAAAUUCCGCUACGUAGAAGAGGAGAGGCCCGAGGAGUUCUUCACCCCCUACGUGUGGGCCCUCAUCAGUGCCUGCGGGAACAUCUACUGGGCCAGCGAGUGUGGUGCCAGGGCCGCUGGAGACCUACUUGCGUGAUCAUACCUUUAAAACUGCACUGGAGAGUGCCAGCCCUCAUACGAAUUAAAGAAGUCUAGCUUUUU